Macrosteles quadrilineatus (aster leafhopper) is the source of this 4109-nucleotide messenger RNA. It is a transcript of the gene Asph, whose product is annotated as aspartyl/asparaginyl beta-hydroxylase. Gene Ontology annotation, molecular function: peptidyl-aspartic acid 3-dioxygenase activity; protein binding. Gene Ontology annotation, biological process: peptidyl-aspartic acid hydroxylation. The coding region runs from base 202 to 3774 and encodes 1190 amino acids. Lineage: Eukaryota; Metazoa; Arthropoda; Insecta; Hemiptera; Cicadellidae. Gene Ontology annotation, cellular component: endoplasmic reticulum. The transcript has 22 exons. The record is from RefSeq and is a predicted model, not a curated record.
CUGGGUUAUUUAUAGGUUAAGCUAGAUAAGUAGCCUCGGGCCCAGUCUCCCAAUAUAGUACAGUGAAUUAAAUUAAUUAUUAGUCUAGAAGAGAGUGUAUUUUAAAAACACUUAAAAAUUCAUAUAAUAUGCUGAGCUAAUUAGAAGGUAGAGAAUCAAGGUUAACCUUAAAUUCAGCUAGAGUUUUGGUGUAACCUAACCAUGUCAGGAGAUGUUCAACCAAGAAAAAGGAAAGAUAAGCGUAAAAAGAAAGGUUCUAUGGACGCACGCCGUUCUGAAGAAUAUCAAGAAGAAAGUGCUUUGUUUCGGCGGCAGAGCUCGGCACUUUCAGAUGAAGAAGAGUUGGUUCAUAACUCAAACUCAAGUUCGGACGAAGUGAUUCAUGUUUAUAAAGAAAGCAAACUCGGAGGAAACAUAUUUGCAAAAAUUGUGUUUUUUGGAUUAUUGGGGGCCUUGGGAGUCAUGGUCGGUCUUAUUAUCUUUGAAUAUCAUGGAACAAGCGAAGUGGAUACGACAUCAGCAGCAGAUUCUCCUUGGUCGUUGAUGCUAGAAGGAUGGGUGGACAACUCGCCUGACGAUCACGGGGACGAGCAUGGAGGCGAGCAUGACGAGCAUGAUGAACACGACGAGCAUGAUGACCAUGAUCACGACGAACAUGAUGAGCAUGAUGACGAGGACGAAGACGACAAAUUUGAUAAGAGGAGUAAGUUGAAGGAAAAGUUAAAAUUUAUGUUUAGUAAAAAAGACACUCCACUAAAGAAGCAAAAUAAUAGAAUUUUGAAUAUUAACUAUUUGACAAGAUUCCACAAAAAGUAUAGUAGAAUGGACUUGGAUGACGAAGAAGAAGAAAAGGGAUACAAGAAAACUAAAUUCAAAAAGCAGGAGGAAGAUGAAGAUGAGACAGACAAUGAUGAAGAUAAUGAUGGUGAUGAAGAGAACGAUGAAGAUGAAAAGGAGGAUGAUGAUGAAGAAGGGGAGGUGGAGGAGGAGGACAGUGAAGAAGAAGAAGAAGAAGAAGAGGAGGAGGAGGAGGAUGAUAAUGAAGAAGAAGAAGAGGAGGAGGAUGAUGAUAAUGAAGAAGAAGAAGAGGAGGAUGAUGAUAAUGAAGAAGUAGAAGAAGAAGAGGAGGAACAAGGUGAGGAUGAUGUUGAUGACGAUGAGGAAGAACAUGAAGUAGAAGAUGAGGAGGAAGAAGAGGAGGAAGAAGAAGAGGAGGAGGAAGAAGAGGUAGAAGAAGAGGAGGAGGAGGAAGAGAUAGAAGAAGAAAAUGAAGAUGAAGAGGAAGAAGAGGUGGAGGAAGAAGAAGAAGAAGGGAAUAAGAUCAAUGAAGAUGAGGAAGAUGAUGAUGAAGAGGAAGAAGAUGAGGAAGAGGAUGAUAAGAAAUCUGUCUUGUUUGCUAAAAGAAUCAAACAUGAUGAAGAUGAAAAUGAUGAUGAUGAUGAUGAUGAUGACGACGACGUAAAGAAAAUAAAGUCCUGGACGAAGGGAAAAAUCAGAACUAAAAAAACAAUUGAGGAAGAUCCUAAAGUAGCUUUGAAGAAAAAAUAUUUAAACGAUUUAAUGGAGAAACUUAAAAAAGAAGAUAUUAGUAAGAAAAUAGAAAAAUCUGCUUAUAUUCCUCGUAAAAAGAAGGAUAUUGAAGAAGAUGAUGAUAUAGAUGAAAAGGAGACAGACGGAGAGGAUGACGAGGAAACUGAGGAUUUUACCCAAAAUGAUGAUGAUAAUCAGGACGGUUUUGAAGAUGUGGAAGAAGAUGAGACUUCUGGAGUGGCGUUGAAGUUUGGUGUCGGAGUAGCUUUAGUUUUUGUCGCUCAUGUUGUACUGAUAAGAAAGUGGAGCAAAGGGGAUGCAGCUCAAGCAGUAGAAGAGGAAGGGAAUGAGAGUGCUGAGGUUCCGCCCACAUAUGUGGAGAGACGACAAACGUUGAUCCCUACCAAGAUCAUGGAGGACAUCCCACCUUACUUGAGACCUGAGGAUAACGAGUAUUCCGAAGGUGAACCAGACCAUGAAGAAGAGACUGAAGAGGAAACGGAAGACGAAUCUUACAAAAAGGAAACUUUCGAAGAGCUAAGAGCGGCCUACACCCAGGCGCCUGUUGAGGAAGGGGAGAGCGAUCCUGAUAUAACAGAAGAUAGUCUUAUCAAGUCCACAGAAUACGAACCUUCAGAGAGUGAACCGGAGGCCAGUGAGCCUGAAGAGGAUGAAGAAGAUGAUCUUAUGGAGGAUGAGCCUGUUCCCCAAUGGAAGAGCGAGAGUGGGCCCGAGCUGCUAAGAGAGGAAGUGGAGGAGGUACAGACAGAAGAGGAGGAAACUGAGGAAGAGUCAGAGGAGGAGAGCCCUCCAACAUCAGGAGGACCCAAGUCCGCUGAGGUGCAGGAAGAGCAAGAGAGUCGAGACUUUGUGGAUGAAUCUGUUCCUGAGCCUGUUGUAAACACAGAACCUGAAAAAAACGAGCCACAACAAAAGGAUGAGAGUGCUGAGUAUGAGAAGGCUGAUAUCACCAACCCUGGGGACUGGGAGAUCCGAGAACAGCUGGACGAGGCUGACCAAGAUCUGGACGAGGGGCACCCUAGCUCUGCCCUCUCCCGGUACUCUGCCCUUCUCUCCACCCACCCCCUCUCAGCAAGAGCGCUCCACGGCAAGGCUCGGGCGCUCGACGCUCUGGCAGAGGCUCGACGCAGCAACUCUCUGCUGGAGCAGGCCAUAGCAGCGUAUUCUGUGGCUCUCAAGGCUACCAACCUACCAGACGAGCUGCUCCUCAGGGUGGCCAACCGCACCAUCGAUCGGAUGAGGUUCAAAGGAUUGCACCUCAAGGCUGUUGAAGUACACAAUCUCCUGCUAGAGAGGUUUCCAACCAACAUCACUCACCAUAUAGACCUGGCCAUCACCUAUCUGAUGAUCAACAGACUAGACAAGGCUCGCAGUGUGUUGGAGUCUGCACAUGACAAGUGGCCAACAGAUGUAGUGUGUAGAGGCUACCUGGGCCUAACUCUCAAGCUUCAAGGUAACCAUGAGCCAGCAGUCCCUCAUUUGUUGGCUGCCGUCGUAUCUGAUCACCCUCUCACUGUCAACAGUCACUUCUACUUCCACCUGGGCGACAUACUGCAGCGCAAGGGCGACAACAACAAGGCGAUGCAGAUAUACAGGAAAGGAGUAGAAAAAAAGAUUUUCCGCUCACAAUAUCAACGGUCUCUGUACAACGUGGAUAGACUCAAGGCACAACCCUGGUGGUCUUUGGACCAGACAACUUACAGUUCCUUCUUUAGGAAACUAGAGGCAAACUGGAAGAUAAUCAGAGAUGAAGGUUUGAAGGCUUACAGUGAGCGGAAGGGGUUUUUAGAUGAAGCUGAAAGCCUACGAGAUGUUGGUGAUUGGAAACAGUUUGAACUUUAUGCUCGUGGUCAGAAGUACACGGCCAACUGUCGCAAGACUCCAGUGACGUGUGGCCUGGUGGACGAGACCCCCGCGGCACGUGGUUGUCGCAGAGGCCAAGUCAAGUUUAGCGUAAUGACGGGAGGCACACAUGUGUGGCCUCAUUGCGGACCAACCAACUGUAGACUGAGAGCUCAUCUGGGUCUGGUGGUACCUCCGGGCACGGCCAUCCGUGUGGCUACUGAGACCAGGUCUUGGGAAGAAGGUAAAGUGAUGGUGUUUGACGACAGUUUUGAACAUGAGGUUUGGCACAAUGGAACCUCGGCCCGUCUAGUCCUUAUUGUCGAUGUCUGGCAUCCGGAGUUGACUACUACUGAGAGAUCAACACUGAACGCCAUCUAAAACUCUCAACUAGUUUUAUUUGUGAAAUUUGCAUUUUUGAACACAUAACAUUAUUGUAGAUAAUUUUAUACCAAAAACUACCAAAUGUACUUAAGGUUGUAAUCUCAAAAACUAUUUUAUAAAAAUAUAUACUUUUAUAUACUAGACACUUUUUUAAUGUCAUAUAAUUAGUUUCUUAUCUUGCCUUAGUUAAAUCUGUUGUGUACUUUUCUGUAGGAAUACUCGUAGCGCUCUCUUUGUUCUUUUAUUGUUUUGUUGAUAAAACCUUUCCUGUGCCUUAUGUCCUCAUAUUUAUUUUGUUGAUCCUUUUUAUAUAAAAAAUUUUGACAUGUUAA